AACGAUGAUAUUGCAAAUGAGAUAUCAACAGAUCUUAUACGUUUAAAAUCAUUUUUUCCAAAAGAAUUUAGCCGUUUACCUCGUUCAUUAGAAGAGCUCGAGUUCUGGAAAGCCACAGAAUUUCGCUCAUUUCUACUUUAUUCUGGCCCGAUUGUACUCAAAGGAAAACUUAAAAAGUCAUUAUAUAAACAUUUUAUGUUGCUACACUGUUCAAUCCGAAUACUUAUGUCAGAUGAAACAUGCAUCACCUACAACGAAUUAGCCAAUAGUUUAUUAAGACAAUUUGUUACUCAAUAUUCAAAUCUAUACGGAGAGGAAUAUAUAACUUAUAAUGUACAUGGCUUAAUACAUUUAGCUCAAUUUGUAAAAAUUCAUGGUUCGUUAGACAAAUUUAGCGCUUUUAAAUUUGAAAACUGUUUACAAAUUAUUAAAAGUACUUUAAAAAAUUGUAGAUUUCCUCUUCAAGAUGUGUAUAAUAGAUUAAUAGAAUAUAAAAAUAUUGAUAUUGCUCCUUUUGUGAAAUACCCGAUUUUAAAAAAAGAAAUUGCUUAUGACCCCUUGUUGUAUAGUGAUCCCACUGAUACAUUGUAUGAAGCAAUAGUUUUAGAAAAAUGGAUUAUAAGUACUGUGAAUAAUAAAAAUAUGUAUUUUAUGUUAAAAAAUGAAAAUGUUAUUUGUAUAAAAAAAAUUAUAAGAAAGGCUAUCGGAAAUAUAAUUUUAGAAGUUGUUAAGUUUAACUCAAUGCCAAUGUUUAAUGAUCCAUUUAAUUCUAGUUUGAUUGGUGAUUUUUAUGUAGAUUUAUCUAGUCAAAGCAUUUCUUUUUUUAUUAAUUUAUGUGAUAUAAAGUAUAAAUGUUUGUUUAUCAAUGUCUCAAAUAUAAAAGCUAUUUCAAUAACUUGUGUACAUAAUGAAUAAUGAUAAUUAAAAAUUACAUUUUUUUUUAUUAAAAAGCUAUUUUUUUUUAUUUUUUUAUUCUCAUGUAAAAUCUUUAAUGAAAAACUAAUAUGAUGGAUGUAUUGAUAUGCAAUAAAGUGUAGGUAUUUAUAGUAAAUACAAGAUAGAAUAUAUGUGUGUAAAGGUGCAAUUUUUAAUGGGGAAACAGAUUAUAAUAUAGGUUUUUACCCUUAAAUAGGUAUGAAGUGUACACAGUAUACUGUACACAUGCAAUUAAUUAUUAAUUAAUUAGCUAU
Messenger RNA from Myzus persicae (green peach aphid), 1190 nucleotides. RefSeq lists its product as uncharacterized. The annotation marks the transcript as partial. The transcript has a single exon. Lineage: Eukaryota; Metazoa; Arthropoda; Insecta; Hemiptera; Aphididae. The record is from RefSeq and is a predicted model, not a curated record.